Messenger RNA from Astyanax mexicanus (Mexican tetra), 3572 nucleotides. RefSeq lists its product as uncharacterized. NCBI's taxonomy places the organism in Eukaryota, Metazoa, Chordata, Actinopteri, Characiformes, Acestrorhamphidae. Bases 528 to 2057 code for a protein of 509 amino acids. The transcript has 2 exons. The record is from RefSeq and is a predicted model, not a curated record.
UAAUGCUUCCUAAUGUCUCCUACAUGCUCCAUAACCAAGCAGUUAUAGUAGCACAGUGUGAGUGUGUACAUAAGUCAGUGUAUUCUUAGCUGUUAGAUGUUAAUGUUAAUGACCCUGUCUCAUGGUUGUGUCAGGCACAGGUCUGUGUCUGUGAGGGUAAAGCUCUCGAAACAUUGCAUAGUUGGAUGCGAUGGAUCACUAGCUGUCAAUCAUGUGGUUGCUAUGGAAACUGAUGAGAGCCUGGCCCUCUAGGUAACAGCAUCCCUCCAAGCUAGAGCGUGUGAGAGCGUUCAGCUGGUGGCAGAGCUGCAAGUGUUCUCGCAAACAGACCCUCAUCCCCCUGUACGCCACGACUCGUUCUCCCGGCAGCAGGAAACGCUGGGCGCUCUGCUGAUUUACACAGAAUUUCUGAAGAAUUGACUCUCAAUAUGAAUGGAAGAAACCACCUCUAAACAACUGUUUAAUGUGUUCCACUGUAUACUUGUCCUCACUGCCACUUUAACAAGCCUUAUUCCCUUUAACAAACAAUGGAAUCUGAGGACACCAACUGUGACGAGGUCCAGGAGAAGGUGGGCUUGAAAAGAAAAUUAACUGGCCCACCCAGGCUUCUUCUGGGAAAAGGCAAGGAUGAGAAGAAGGCAGAUCUUCAAGCUUCGAGAAAGCAACGACGAGACAAAAAUAACGGCACGGAGAAGCACGAGGUGGAGGAGCACCAAGGCAACGAUGAUGCAGGUUCUGAAUCGCAGCAGGCUACGUGUCAAAGCCCUGAAACUGCCUGUACUGGAGAAGAGGAAACAACUCAGAUCUCCAAUUUAGAUUUGCAAGAAGAGCCUGUGGAAACUGUAGUCUCAAAUUCUGAGCAGGAGAAGGUCAAGGAUCAGCACGGCAGGAGUAGGCAGAGAAGAUGCAGAGCUAAAGCUGCAAUUAGAAGGGUGCUCUUCCCUGCGUUCGCAUGCGUUAGAAGGAGAAAACAAUUAGAUAAUAGAGCAGCAGAAGAUGCAGAGCACAAUGCAACAUGUGACAAUUGCCAGGAUGCUCUAACUACCGAUACCACACGUGAAGUUCUAGCUGACAGUGUAACUGAAAGAUGUGAAAAGAAGAAAAAUCAAAAAAGAAAGUUCCAUAUGAGAAUAUGUGGUGCAGUUUUUAAGAGGUUUUCAGUAAAACCCAAGAGCCCCAGCAGCCAGAAGCAAGAGAAAGGCUGUGUGGGACCAGAUAAUCAUAUUUUAAUUGAAAUAACCUCUGAAAAAAGUGCUGCUGAUCAGUCUGAUUACUCUGCUCCCAGGCCAUCUGGGGAUAUAGCUGUGGAUGAGCAGCUGAAAGGAUCAAAGGAGAUUCAUGAAGACAUGGCAGGAAUCCAUGCAGAAAGCUGCCCAGGGAAAGAACUGGAUCAGGAGGAAGAGUGCUCAGAGAAAGUGACACUGUGUGCCGAGGUGAGCAGUGGCCUGAACACUGUAUUCAGUCAUAAUGAGGUGGAACAACUGGAACGUCCUGAGCAGGACGUAAUCCAAUGCCAUCUCCAAAACAGGACAAAUGAAGAGGACACAACAAUACAGAACACUGAGACAUCAGAGCUCAGACCUGCUCUCUCAGACUCUCAGACUGAGAUCAUCCCAACAUGUGUUAAUGAGUGUAAUUCCGAUAUCAAUGCUCCUGAGGCCUCGCCAGAUAUUACUGUCAAUAAUGUGGUUUUCCUAGAGGACCCAGAUAAGAUUGUUCCGAUUGAAAAUGAAGUGAAAUGCAAACCACUCAUCACAAUAGAAGAUGUUCCCUCAUCGGAUGAGGAAAUCCAAGAACCUUUGGAAAACGAUGCUCCACAGCAUAACACGCUGUCUCCACUUUUUGCACUGAAUGGAUCCUGCCACCGAUUUAAGGUUAACAGGGCGACGAAAGACACAUUACACACUCUAGACCAAACUGAAAACAGCAACAGCCAGUUCUCAGACAUCGUUCUGGUGCAGACAGCGUUGACCUUGGUCCACGCCGCUAUAAACAGUGCUAUGGAACAGCUUUCAGCCGAGCUGCAGAAUAAUCAGAUAGACGAGGACCAUGUUUAACCCUUUCAGAAAUGCACAGAGUUUCUUUCAAAAUGUCAGAUUUACAGAUAUGGGCAAUUAACUAUCCAUUAAACUAAAAGUAUUUACAUAAAAUCUUCACUGAGCUGUUCAAAACAUCAGUGUUAGCAGGCCCAGACCCAGCUUUGCAGAACAACUGCAGUUCUUACAUCACUUCCCAUGUGCUACAUUCUUAAAUGUCCCUAGAAAACAUCCCACAUUUUCAGAAAAUGUAGAGGUUUCCUCUUUAAAGACAAUUACAACGAAGCCCAGGAGGGGACAUGGUUAAAAAAAAAUAUUAAAUCGUUUGGAUUAUCAUCACAGCGGCCCUGUAACAGAUCAAGAGCAAAAAAUGCACUUUUCCUUCCAAGCUUUUUAUCUUACUACAUAUAAAAAUUGUUCGCUCGAAUUAAAGAAAUCAUGAGCAUGAACUGCUAUAUCAUUCACUCAAUUUAUUUAUUUUUUUCAAAUCUAUGGCCCCUCCCAGGCUCCGUACAUUACAAAGUGAGAAAAAAAAAGUGAUUUCUUACAGUGAUUUCUUUUUUUUUUUUUUUUUCCUCUUCGUUUUGUUUUCCUGAUGUCCAUUUAUGAUGCUUGUGUGGGCUUGUGUUCUGUCUCUAUAACUUGCUGAAAAUGUGUUUCAACAUGUGUUGCACAAGUUGAAGUGGAGCCCCUUCUUCAUGCUAUACAGAACAACGUUUACACAUUUCAUAAAAAACUAUCAACACAAGGUUUUCUGUGGACAUGAAAAACAUUUUACCAGACAAAAAAUAAAAUUAGAGUUCUUAAAUUAUUUAUUUGGGUUGUCAAGGACCUGUAUAAAACCACUAUCAUUGCUAAAGAAUACUUUAAAGAAUCCCUUUUUUUUUUUAAGAAAUAUAAGUUAAAAUGACUGUUUUUGUUACUGUGCCUUUAAGACUGUAUGUGUAAAUGAUCUUUGUUGUUACUGGAUGCCCUUUAUUUUGCUUCAUUCAAAAAGCACAUAGGCUGAAAUACUGCUUAUUGUUUGUAGGCUGAAUAAACGGGUUGACUUUUGUGACAUCACAGAAACAAUUCAUCCAAACCAGGUUGAUUAUGCAGGUAAAUUUCAUGUAUUGACUGGGGAGAAAAAGUCAUGUUUAGAUAGUUUAAACAUACUUGAGGAAAUUCCUUUUUUUUUUUUGUUUUUUUUUGUUUUGUUUUGAGGCUAUGGGACCUACACACACAAGCCAUACUCUCAGCAGGCGGCACAGAAAACAUUUUUUAUUGAUAUGACUGGAGCACAGUCUCAGCGGAGUCUAGCCUCAUGGUUGGAAGGAAAAUCAAUGUUCUUUGUUCAGUAAUCAGUGUUAGAUGAGUUAGCAUUGUAUUGAUUACACUUUAAUCAUGUAUGGUUAUGGCAUUUACAACAGAACAAGCUCUGUUAAAUUGCCACUAGUGUGACCUAUCAUGCAUAUUGACCAUAUUGACCUGUAUUAUUAUAUGUAAUGAUUUGCAAACAGUGAUGUUCUUCUAAUAAAUAUUGUUAUUGCUAUAUGA